This is a messenger RNA of Ceratina calcarata, 861 nucleotides long. It is a transcript of the gene Dph5, whose product is annotated as diphthine methyl ester synthase. The record is from RefSeq and is a predicted model, not a curated record. The transcript is spliced from 4 exons. Gene Ontology annotation, biological process: protein histidyl modification to diphthamide. The coding region runs from base 20 to 841 and encodes 273 amino acids. Lineage: Eukaryota; Metazoa; Arthropoda; Insecta; Hymenoptera; Apidae. Gene Ontology annotation, molecular function: diphthine synthase activity.
GGAGAGUGUAAGAUACGUAAUGUUACACGUGAUAGGACUGGGCCUCGGUGAUGCGAAAGAUAUCACCGUGAAAGGCCUGGAAACUAUUAAACAAUGUAACCGCGUGUAUUUAGAAUCGUAUACGUCGAUCUUGUCCGUGAAUUUAAAGGAUUUGGAACAAUUUUACGGAUGCCCGAUAAUGGAAGCCGACAGGGAAUUAGUUGAAAGCAACGUGGACGAAAUACUGCCGAAGGAGAAUGAGAACGUUGCCUUUCUGGUAGUCGGUGACCCACUCGGCGCUACCACCCAUACGGAUUUGAUACUGCGAGCUCGCGAGAAGAACGUAAACGUAAAGAUUGUUCAUAACUCUUCUAUCCUGACUGCGAUUGGGUGCUGCGGUUUGCAAUUGUAUCGCUUCGGGGAGACCGUGUCUAUCCCAUAUUGGAACAAAGACUGGAGGCCCACCAGCUUUUAUGAAAGAAUCGUCUCAAACAGACAGAGAGAUCUUCACACCCUCUGCUUGUUGGACAUUAAAGUGAAGGAGCCGACUAUAGAAAGUAUUGUUAAAAAGAAGAGAGAGUACAUGCCUCCACAAUUUAUGAGCGUCUCCGAAGCAGCUGUUCAGUUACUGCAAAUCAUUGAAGACAGAAAAGAAACGCAAGUACCAGGAGCACUCAACGAAUCGAGUCUUGCAGUAGGUUUAGCUCGCGUAGGCUGGGACAAUCAAAGUAUUGAGGUUUGCACUCUGGAAGAAAUGGCUCGUACAGAGUUAGGACCUCCUCUUCACUGCCUGAUCAUUCCGAGCAUCAACUUGCAUCCCAUCGAAUCAGCAUUGAUCAAUUUAUACAAAAAUAAAGAAUAAACGCUGCUGCGUCGAACCUA